ACCCGACCAAUCGGAUCCGAGAACGUGGUUUGCCAGAGAAAGACGUGGCAUGUUGUCUGCUAGUACCGUCAGUUGAUUCCGUAGACGAAAGUUCUUGUUCCUCCAGCCGGCAGUUGUGUAGAAAGAACUUGGUAUAGUUGGACGUGGAAUUUUGGGUUUUAACGAAACUGCCUACUUUAUCAAUAGACUCUUUGCGUUCAAUUGCAUUUAAGAAGUAAAAUGAACAAGUUUAUUUUAAUUGGAUUUUUUCUCUCUGUCAUUGCCAUUUUUGACAGUUAUGCACUUAAACCAUCUGAUUGUGAAGUUUGUUUUGGAGUUGUUGAAAAAUUUGCUGCAGGAUUGACAUCCAAGGAAAAGAAAGACCCUAAGUUGAUAGAAGAUAAAUUCAGAAAAUUUUGUAAAACAGCCAAAGGAAAAGAUCACAGAUUUUGCUAUUAUCUUGGUGGCUUAGAGGAGUCAGCUACAGGAAUUCUAAGUGAAAUGUCAAAGCCCCUGUCUUGGUCCACGCCUGUUGACAAGGUCUGUGAGAAGCUCAAAAAGAAGGACAACCAGAUUUGUGACUUGAGAUAUGAGAAAAGUAUUGACGUGAAAACUGUUGACCUGAAAAAACUCAAAGUUCGUGAUUUGAAGAAAAUCUUGAGUGACUGGGAUGAAACAUGUGAGGACUGCAUUGAGAAAGGAGACUUCAUUAAGAGAAUAGAAGUGCUCAAGCCCAAAUAUGUCAAAGAAGAAUUGUAA
Molecule: messenger RNA, 738 nt
Organism: Daphnia carinata
Lineage: Eukaryota; Metazoa; Arthropoda; Branchiopoda; Diplostraca; Daphniidae
Gene: Manf
Product: mesencephalic astrocyte-derived neurotrophic factor homolog
Exons: 4
Coding region: 220-738 (172 amino acids)
Biological process (GO): neuron projection development; dopaminergic neuron differentiation
Cellular component (GO): endoplasmic reticulum
Source: RefSeq, a predicted model, not a curated record